AUGCGGCCUUUUGUUGCCGCGGCUGCGGCGCUCUUGGCAAGCGUUGUAGAUGCUUCGAAUCUCCAACCACCCGUCCUUCCGUUGAUUGUCAGGAAUCCAUAUCUGAGCACAUGGUUGCAAAGUGCACGAGAGGAGCCAUGGAAUAAAUGGCCCAUGUUUUGGACUGGAUCUGAGGUCGGAUUCAGUGUCCUGGCGUCUGUUCCAGACUCCAAGGAGGUAUACCCACUGCUUGGUAGACCUCAUGACUCUCUGGAGCACAAGGACAAAGAUUACACGGUCGCGUACCCUACAUACAACGGUGCUACAUAUGACGCGUCAACGACCAAUCUUACAUACUCAAUACGAGCGUCUGAUGCAAUCCGUUCAACAAAAGACCUCGAAAUCACCUUAUCCUUCCUCUCACCCAUUACACCGACCUCUACUCUGCGACAAACCAUACCAGCGGCUUAUCUAUCUAUACAUGUCCAAGGGUCUUUCGAUGUCAACAUAUACGUCGACGUGAAUGGACAAUGGGUCAGCGGCAAGAGGGAGAGUCUAAUAGAAUGGGGCUUGUUCCAGCACGUGGCGCCUGGCUUGAACGACAGAUUAAAGACAUGGCAAGUCAAGCGACAGGUUGAGCAGCUCUUCACAGAGACGAAUGAUCAGCCUGAGUGGGGUCAGCUGCAUUUCACCGGACCUGUCGAUGCGCGCCACGAAUCAGGCACGUCCGCGCUGUUGCGCCAGCGCUUCGCUCGAACUGGGACCCUGCAGAACGAGGUUGAUGGAAAUUUCCGUGGCGUCAUGGAUGAAGAACCUGUGUUUGCAUUUUCGAAAGCUUUCAAGCUUGCAAACUCGUCUACGGCUGCGUCAAGUUCCGGCAGCAACAGCGAUAGCAUCUUGUUUACUAUCGCUCACAUCCAGGACCCAGUAACGCAGUAUGCGUCUGCUCGAGGUCUCACGUUCAUGCGACCAUUAUGGAAAUCUUGGUUCCCCCAGGAUGACAAGCUCAUCCAGUUCCAUUACGGAGACUUCGCCAUGGCAAGCAGUCUUGCGAGCAAUUACUCUGAGCAGUUGCGCAUCGAUGCUUAUCAAUCUGGUUCGACAAACUAUGUCGACAUUGUUGCCUUGUCCGCACGACAAGUCAUGGGCGCCACUAGCUUCUCCGGAACCAAAGAGAAUCCUUUACUCUUCCUCAAGGAGAUUUCUUCCAACGGUAAUAGUCAGACCGUCGAUGUGAUCUUCCCUGCUUUCCCAUUCUUCCUCUACACACAGCCUAGGUGGUUGGCGUACCUCCUAGAGCCACUUCUUGAGCACCAGCUGAGCGGUCAGUACCCUAACAAGUAUUCUAUGCAUGACCUUGGCGCGCACUUCCCCAAUCUGACAGGGCAUGCUGAUGGACGUGAUGAGUAUAUGCCCGUCGAAGAAUGCGGAGAUAUGCUCAUCAUGGGUCUGGCACUUGUGAACUCCCUUAGUUAUAACUCCGAUGCGGAAGCUCAGUCUAUCUGGUCGGCUAUCGGUAAUGGUGCAGACCAUGACGUUGAUACCGGCAACGUGUUCUCUUUGAGCAGUAUCGGCUUACAUAAUGGAGUUGAGUACAUUGACGAGACGUGGGGUGGAAGUGCCAAGGGUAUCGAUCAAGCAAAGAGGUGGUUAGAAGGCAGCUACGAUCUGUGGAAGCAGUGGACUGGAUAUCUUGUUGAAGACGCUCUUGAGCCUCACAACCAGCUCUGCACUGAUGAUUUUGCUGGUUGGCUACCACUUCAAACUAAUCUUGCCUUGAAAGGCAUUGUUGGUAUCAAGGCCUUCAGUGAAAUUGCUGACCUCAUGGACCGACCCGGUGAUGCAAAGCAUUAUCGAAACAUCUCAGAGACAUAUAUUAAGAAGUGGCAGGAGUAUGGAAUGUCGCGCGAUGGCACUCAUGCUAAGCUUGCUUACGACUGGUACGGCAGCUGGACGACUUUAUACUCGCUCUACGCCGAUGCCGUACUCUGUUUCCACCCUACAAUCACGAACACAUCCAAAUCAGAACAGUCGGAGUACGCAUCUGGCAAUGAUAAAACUCAGCGGCCCUUGUCACCUUCAAAACAUUCUUCUGGGCGUACACCCAUAAUUGAUGACUUCAUCCCGGAUGAAAUCUACAACCUCCAAAGCGAUUGGUACUCUACAGUCAUGCAAAAGUACGGGCUUCCUCUCGAUUCCCGCCACCUAUACACAAAGUCCGACUGGGAGUUUGAAGCCGCUGCCGUCGCAAAUAAGACGGUUCGCUCGGAGAUCCUUGAUCGCGUAGCGCUUUGGUUGAAUGAGACAGUCACUGACCGUCCUUUCACGGAUCUGUAUGUCACUGAAGGUGAUGGCGGCUUUCCUGGACCGUGGUUCUUCGCGAGACCUGUCGUUGGCGGUCACUUUGCGUUCUUGACCUUGGAGAGGGCUUGCGGCGGUAGUGGUGGAAAGUAA
This is a messenger RNA of Alternaria arborescens, 2433 nucleotides long. RefSeq names its product putative glutaminase. The record is from RefSeq and is a predicted model, not a curated record. Lineage: Eukaryota; Fungi; Ascomycota; Dothideomycetes; Pleosporales; Pleosporaceae. The transcript is spliced from 4 exons. Bases 1 to 2433 code for a protein of 810 amino acids.